Strongylus vulgaris is the source of this 699-nucleotide messenger RNA. Lineage: Eukaryota; Metazoa; Nematoda; Chromadorea; Rhabditida; Strongylidae. The record is from the annotation of a GenBank genome assembly.
UUGGGCUAUCGACUCCAUUUUAGGUCAACAAGUUUGGGUUCGUUGGCAUCUCCAGUGUCUCAUACAACUUCCACCUUCCUAAACAGUUUGAUUGGAUCACCGUCACUGGUCAGUAUACAGCAGGGAUACAACUCUUCUGAUAUAUCCGAACUGGAGUCCCGGGAGUUGAGGAAAUUAGAUGAACAACGAAUUGAGUCAAUCGGUUCUGUGAAUCGACGGUUGUGUGACUAUGAAGAUGAAAGGACGGCCAUUGGAGAUGAUAUGGCCACAAAUGAACGAAAUGGAGAGUACCUUCUCAGUAUCAUUGAGAAACACGAUCCAUCGUUGGCUAACAAGGUUCGGCGACAUCUCGAGCAUUUUAAAGAACUCUUACGCUUCGAAAUGAAGUUAAGAUGUCUUAUGACUAAGGUGGUAGAACAUAUUCGUAAUGGAGGAGAUCAAACCGAGGCACUCUUGGAGGAGUCACGGCUUCGACGAAGACUCGCUGAUGUAAAUUUCCUUCGACUAACGUACGCUCGCAGAGAAAGGGACCUGGAGUGUGCCAUGUCUCGAUUUUUCGAGGAAGAAGAAAGCAGGCAAUGGCAUUUCUACAAGGACACCAUGAUCCAGUUAAUACAAAGUGAAGAGCAGGUCCGAGACAGCAUUGUCGACUCGAAACGACAUCUCCGAUCACUGCAUUACUCGCGGCCAAAUCUUUGA